UGGUGAAAGUGGUGCUGGUAAGACUGAAAGCACAAAGCUGAUUCUCAAGUUCUUGUCUGCAAUGAGCCAACAUUCUCUGGAGCUGUCCUGCAGAGAGAAGACCUCCUGUGUGGAGCAAGCUAUUCUUGAGAGCAGCCCAAUUAUGGAAGCUUUUGGCAAUGCGAAGACUGUUUACAACAACAACUCCAGUCGCUUUGGGAAGUUUAUUCAGCUGAACAUCUGUCAGAAAGGAAACAUUCAGGGAGGAAGAAUUAUAGAUUAUUUAUUGGAAAAAAAUCGUGUAGUAAGACAAAACCCCGGGGAAAGAAAUUAUCAUAUAUUCUAUGCUCUGCUGGCAGGGAUAGAAGAGACAGAGAAAGAUGCUUUUUACUUAUCUGUACCAGAGAACUAUCACUACCUGAAUCAGUCUGGAUGUAUAGCGGAUAAGACAAUCAGUGACAAAGAUUCUUUCAAGGAAGUCAUUACUGCAAUGGAAGUGAUGCAGUUCAGCAAGGAGGAGGUGCGAGAAGUUUUGAGGCUAUUGGCUGGCAUUUUGCAUCUAGGAAAUGUUGAGUUCAUCACUGCUGGUGGGGCACAGGUGUCCUUUAAAACAGCUCUGGGUAGAUCUGCUGAACUGCUGGGGUUGGACUCCACACAGCUGACUGAAGCAUUGACACAGAGGUCAAUGAUACUCAGGGGAGAAGAAAUCCUAACACCUCUUAGUAUACAACAGGCAAUAGAUAGCAGAGAUUCUAUGGCUAUGGCACUUUAUUCUCAGUGUUUUGCAUGGGUCAUUAAGAAAAUCAACAGCAGAAUCAGGAGCAAGGAAGACUUCAAGUCAAUUGGAAUUUUGGACAUAUUUGGAUUUGAAAACUUUGAGGUAAACCGUUUUGAGCAGUUCAAUAUUAACUAUGCAAAUGAAAAGCUUCAGGAGUAUUUCAACAAGCACAUCUUUUCCUUGGAGCAACUGGAAUACAGCAGGGAAGGACUAAUUUGGGAGGAUAUUGACUGGACCGACAAUGGAGAGUGCUUGGAUCUUAUUGAAAAGAAACUGGGGCUGCUGGCGCUUAUCAAUGAAGAGAGCCAUUUUCCUCAAGCUACUGACUCCACUUUGCUGGAGAAGUUGAAUACCCAGCAUGCUGUCCAGUAUGAUGUCAGGGGGAUCUUGGAGAAGAACAGAGAUACUUUCAGAGACGAUCUCCUGAACUUGUUACGCGAAAGCAGUCUUGAUUUCAUCUAUGAUCUAUUCGAACAUGUUUCAAGUCGCAACAAUCAAGACACUCUUAAAUGUGGAAGUAAGCACCGAAAACCCACUGUGAGUCUCCAGUUCAAG
Messenger RNA from Cariama cristata (Red-legged seriema), 1312 nucleotides. Its product is annotated as unconventional myosin-X-like. The annotation marks the transcript as partial. The record is from RefSeq and is a predicted model, not a curated record. Gene Ontology annotation, molecular function: ATP binding; cytoskeletal motor activity. The transcript has 13 exons. Lineage: Eukaryota; Metazoa; Chordata; Aves; Cariamiformes; Cariamidae. Gene Ontology annotation, cellular component: myosin complex.